AUGGGCAAAGAACGCUCAACGAAAAAGGAAAGACACAAUCCUCUUCACGUCCAAUUAGAUGAAACGGUCAACAAAAAGCAUUCCCGAGCAAAGUUUACUGCACGCAAUCAGCAAAAGAAUAAGGAAGAUGAAUUUGUCGAUCCGAUUCUGUCCCGAAAAAUUCUACAAAUUGCUCGAGAGCAGCAGGAAGAACUUGAAGUAGAAGCUCAGACACGCGAGGAUCAAACGACAAAUGACCAAAGCGCGCUGUUUUCUUCUUUAAUUGACGACGAAAGCGAUCAAGAUGAUAUUUCGGAAUAUAGCGAGGAUUACAAUCACGAUGAAUUGGAAAUCGACGAAACGGACCAAGAAAUUCUCGAUAAGUUCUUACCAAGCGCACCGAAAGCGAGGAGGACUCUCGCAGACAUUAUUAUGGAAAAGAUCGAAUCACAGGAUGCGAAUAAGCUAAUAUCCAAAGAAGAAAACCUUCGAUCACCAACAGUAAACCCCAAAGUAGUCGAAGUUUAUUCAAAAGUUGGGACAUUAUUGAGUCGUUACAAGUCUGGAAAACUUCCCAAGGCUUUCAAAAUCAUCCCUUCAUUACCUAACUGGGAGGAAAUAUUAUACAUCACGCGUCCUGAAAACUGGACGCCACAUGCCACUUUUCAAGCAACUCGCAUUUUUGUUUCCAAUCUGAAAUCAAAACAGACUCAACGGUUCUUCGAUCUUGUACUACUAGAUAAGGUCAGAGAUGACAUACAGGAAAACAAAAAACUUAAUUAUCACUUCUAUAUGGCUCUGAAAAAAGCAUUGUACAAACCCGCAUCUUUCUUCAAGGGAAUUUUGUUUCCAUUAUGCGAGGCAUGUAAUUCUGGUACCUGCACAUUAAAAGAAGCAGCCAUCAUUGGUAGUGUGAUUACGAAAGUGAGCAUUCCAAUGCUUCAUUCUUCGGCGGCGUUACUUCGUCUCGCCGAAAUGGAUUAUACUGGUCCCAACAGCUUGUUUAUUCGCAUAUUACUUGAUAAAAAAUACGCGUUGCCUUAUAAGGUGGUGGAUGCGUUGGUUUUUCAUUUUCUUCGAUUUAAGAACGACGAAAGAGCCAUGCCCGUGUUGUGGCAUCAAUCGUUUUUGGUAUUUGCGCAAAGAUAUAAGCAGGAUCUUACGCCCGAGCAAAAAGACGCUCUUCUCGGGGUGAUGAAGGCAAAAACGCAUGAACUCAUCACGCCCGAAAUCCGUCGGGAAAUAGUUAAUUCCGUCGCCCGCGGUGAGAUCAUGGACACAGAGAUGGAGCUUUAA
Molecule: messenger RNA, 1275 nt
Organism: Acaulospora morrowiae
Lineage: Eukaryota; Fungi; Glomeromycota; Glomeromycetes; Diversisporales; Acaulosporaceae
Source: the annotation of a GenBank genome assembly